Molecule: messenger RNA, 757 nt
Organism: Haplochromis burtoni (Burton's mouthbrooder)
Lineage: Eukaryota; Metazoa; Chordata; Actinopteri; Cichliformes; Cichlidae
Product: cadherin-13-like
Cellular component (GO): membrane
Molecular function (GO): calcium ion binding
Source: RefSeq, a predicted model, not a curated record
UCCCGUGCGCCACUGACACUGAUGACAGACACCGUAAAUAAUCUUGAAAAGAGGGUGAAUUACAGACACUAUCGGGGCCAUAAACCUGUCGCGCGUGAAAACUGAAACGGCGCGAUACGCGUCAUGUUGAUGAAUCCUCGAAACCUGCGGCUGCACCUGCCGAAAACUCCACAAACGAACCGGGUGUCGACGCUGACCCGCUGCUUGGAUCGCGACGAACUCCCCGCCUCAUCCCCCACCACUCCCCUCUCCGCCUCCCCCCCCGUCUCUGUCCUGCUCAUAAAUCUAUUGGUCGUGGUCUCGCCUUCACUACCCAGCACUGUGCUGAUCAGACUGCAGUUAUAUUUGGAGGAAGUUGGCAGCUGGCGGCUCACGGCGAAAGGCUUUCCUCUCUCUCCGGCGGUUGGACAGUGGAAUUAUGAACACAGCUCACAGAGUCUCUAUCGCCCUGUCUUGAAGCUGUUUGUGUUUCGCACCCAGAGAAAUUUUGCCGACCAUGGAGAUUGGAGUCUGCGUUCUCUUGGCUUUUCUCCUCCACCAGGUUGCCCAUGUGGGUGGCCAAGGGGAUGGUGGCCACGAGGGCUGUGUGCCUGGCUUCCAGGUCAAAAAGUACCAGGUGAUGUACAGAGGUCCUUUCCAAAAAGGACAACGCCUUCUUCAAGUGAAUCUGGUUGGUGCUUUUUUGGUUUGGUACCCACAGAACUGGUCCAAGAGUCCUACGGUCACAGAUCCAACCACGCGAUACAGAUACUGCUAA